This is a messenger RNA of Hyalella azteca, 3980 nucleotides long. RefSeq names its product synaptic vesicular amine transporter-like. Lineage: Eukaryota; Metazoa; Arthropoda; Malacostraca; Amphipoda; Hyalellidae. Gene Ontology annotation, molecular function: serotonin:sodium:chloride symporter activity. Gene Ontology annotation, cellular component: terminal bouton; synaptic vesicle membrane. Gene Ontology annotation, biological process: aminergic neurotransmitter loading into synaptic vesicle; transmembrane transport. The record is from RefSeq and is a predicted model, not a curated record. The transcript has 14 exons. Bases 434 to 2122 code for a protein of 562 amino acids.
AGGGGAGUAAUGAGAAAUUGGAACAAAUAAUUUGCUAAAUAUGGUCUGUUCGUAAUUUUUCAGACAAUUAUGUAUAGUUAAUCUGUAGAAUAACCAGCUCUGCAGAUCCCUUCCCUUCGACUCACUUGACGGGAGUAGCUGACACAAUCUCGGUUGACACCGGAGGACAUCUCUGGAGAUGUCUCAUAUGCCAGCCUGACACUCACUACACUCCUGACCACAACUGUGCUAACACCGCUGUUGCUGUCAAACCGACCUUAGCACAUUUAUAACAUAAUUGACACGCGGUCAUCAUAACUUGAUUCUUAACACAACUUGUAAAGUUAAUUUGCCCCGAACCACUUGAUACACUCGACCUUUCAACGCAUCCACCGCUUCCUCAACUUUGCGAGACUACUAUGCUGUGAGCUGAAAGUAAAAGGUGUCUAGCAGCAUGCAGGAUGGGCUCGUACGGUGCUGGGAUUAUCUGAAAGAACUACAAGCGCGAUGCCAAGACUCCCGCAAACUCAUCCUCGUGAUAGUCGCCAUUGCGCUGCUACUCGACAACAUGUUGCUCACUACGAUAGUGCCAAUAUUUCCGACAUAUUUGUACGAGUUGAACCACCCCGACGAAAUCAUAGACACUGGUCAGGAAGUGGAACAUAUCACCACCACCAUCGCCACCACCACCACAACCACCACGUCACCACCACGUCUCAGCGAGCGGUCCUAUCAUCAAUCAUUAGACACUGGUGGAAGCACAUAUGGGGACGGCCUCCUGAGGGAGAUCGUCCCCGAGGACCUGAGGUGCCCGCCCUGCCCCUGUAAGCCUCCUGACGAAGGCGGGGACGGAGACCUGCACGGCGCUUGGCUCACCGACAGGGAAGACACCCAACAACUUGAUUUUACGGCGUCACCCGCCCCCACAACGGUAGUCCAGAACAGUACAGCUGAGCCCCAGCGUAAGCUCCACGUCAUGAACGACGCCGACCUCAAGAAAGAGAACAUUCCUUUGGGCCUCAUGCUCAGUGCUAAGGCAUUCACACAGCUCGUUACCAACCCCUUCAUCGGACCUCUCACUUAUCGAAUCGGAUACAGCAUUCCAAUGUUUGCCGGAUUCGUCAUCAUGUUCGUAUCAACAAUAAUUUUCGCGUUUGGCAACAGCUACGCCGUUCUCUUCAUCGCUCGAGCUCUGCAAGGUGUCGGCUCUUCUUGCUCCUCUGUUUCAGGUAUGGGCAUGCUGGCCGAGUGCUACCCAGACGACAAGGAGCGUGGUAAUGCCAUGGGCCUGGCGCUGGGGGGACUAGCCCUGGGGGUGCUCAUCGGGCCGGCGUUCGGUGGUAUCAUGUACGAGUACUUCAACAAGACCGUCCCUUUUCUAGUGCUUGCCUUCCUCGCCCUUGGGGACGGACUGCUACAACUUCUCGUCUUGAAGCCCAAAGUUCGACCUCAAGAGAACAGGGCUCCCACCCUCAAAGAACUGAUCCAAGACCCUUACAUUCUGGUAGCAGCUGGCGCUAUCACGUUCGCCAACAUGGGCAUCGGAAUGCUGGAGCCUUCACUGCCUAUAAGAAUGAUGGACAUAAUGGGGUCGUCUAAACUGGAGCAAGGCACAGCAUUUCUACCGGCUUCAAUAUCUUACCUAAUUGGAACAAACCUCUUCGGUCCUCUCGGUCAUAAGAUGGGCAGAGGUCUCGCUUCCUUCCUGGGGCUCAUGCUCAGCGGCUUAAGUUUGAUUUUAAUCCCCAACUGCACGACCAAGUGGCACCUGAUUUUCCCCACGGCUGGACUUGGGUUUGCAAUCGGAAUGGUGGACUCUUCAAUGAUGCCUGAGCUUGGAUAUUUGGUUGACUUGCGUCACUCUCACAUUUACGGCUCAGUCUACUCUAUUGGAGACGUCGCAUUUUGCCUCGGCUUCUUCCUGGGUCCUGCCCUAUCUGGAACGCUGAUCGAAAAUAUCGGUUUCGACACAAUGUUCUACGGCAUGGGUGCCGUCAACUUCUUGUACGCGCCCCUCAUGUAUUUCUUGAUUAACCCACCACCGCGCUACGAGGAAACAACGAUGCAGAAGUCGUCGAGGGACCCUGAGAACAAUACCGAAAAUUUUGCUAUGGAAACCAUGAGAAUCAGAGGCUUAAAUUAAGCCUGCAGGCCUUUGCCACCAUCGAGACCUACAGUGAACCAUUAAAUGAACAGAGAAUUAGAUGACUUCAACAUGGAUAUGGUGAAGUUGUGAGUCAUCAACAUGAAUUUUCUUACCGGGAAUAGAGCCAAGUAUAGUGUUGGACAAGCUGGACGACAGUACUUAGGUGAUUGAAAAUCUCCUGCUUGUGUUUCUGCGUACAAUUUGAAGGCUCUUUUCAAACGUAUUUUUACAGUGUCUGUUAUCGAACCAUUCGAUUAACUUUGCAGACAAUUUUUUUUCACUCGGCGUGAAGAGCCCGGGGAAAUUAAUUCUGUUAAAUGUAGGUCAUGCCUAUUUCUAACACAUUCCAUGAACACCGUUGUGUUCAUAGAAGGUGCAGCUGAAAUAAUGAAGCAGGUAUAAGUUUCAGUCGAGGUGAAGACUGAUGCCGUUUUGGUUUUCAAUAUUUAGAGAGUCAUACUCUGACGAGUCGCCUCUCCUCACAUUGCUGGUCCUUCUGUGAGAGCAACAAUUGCUUAGUCACUUCUAGAUGCGCUUUCUAUUUACAAGAUAACGACUGGGUCUUAAAAUACCUUGAUAGCUAACAUGAAUAGUGUUUAGUGUUGAAACGAGAUUUCUGAAGGCGUUUGGUUGAUUUUUCGAUGAAAUGACUUGUUGAGAAAUACGUACCGCAGAUAUGGAAGAAGGAAAAGCUGCUUCACGUCCCCAUAUGCUUGAACUAAAGAAAUAUUUUGAACUCAUCGGUGACACUAAAGAAUAAAUAUAAUGUAUUUAUUGGCUGAAAAUGGUCUUAUAACGUUAUAGAUAUGCAAUUUUUUAAAUCAUGGCAGUAAAGCCGACGGUUGAAUGGCUGCAAACGUUGGCUUCCGCUGUGCAUGCUUAUCCAAAGUCAUCUGGUGACGAGAAGCAGUGUUGCGCGGGUUGUUGGUCCACUGCGGUGAAGAUUACGAGAUGGACGAGAGAUAGACAACGGUGAAAGGUGUUUGUGACGAGUGGAUUAACCAGUAGAGUUAUGUGACCGAUGCUUGUUUCUUCGAAACAGUGGUGCAGAUGAGCUUAAUGAUGGUAUGGCUUGGAUAUUGGAAUCGAUAUGAAGAGCUACUUGCCUCACUGGUAUGAUACUAUUGCAUGAAACAAUGCAGAAUUUGUUGGAAAACGAAUUGACAAAUUUUUCGUAAAAUUGUACGUUUCUCUUUAAAAGGCCAAGAAUUGUUGUUUUGAAAUGCUAUUCCCUUUGAAAAAGCUACUUCAAUCAAUCAAAUUAGCAACAAUUUAUUUAAUAAAUCAGCUGUUUCCAUAUUGAUGACAUAUGAUGAUAUAGGUAUAAUAUGGAGCUCAUCCGUAACUAUAGUCAUCAAAGAGCUUAAGAUCAUGAAUGCUGUAUGCUCACAAGAAAGGACUGGCGUGUGACAUAGUGGUGACUCAUUAGAAGUACAACGGGAAUAAUUUUAAUUCCGAAUCUUUCAUUUGGAGUCUUAUGCAUUUAUGCUUCCGGCGACAGCAAGCCGUUUUACUUUUUUUUUUAUCAGGAGAACAGCAAUUUUGUUAAUGUACGUAAUGUACUGGCAUUCAUUCCUAAAUGCAUCUGGCAAUGUUUGAUUAACCUUAUUCUGCCAAGAUGUAUUUUCGAAUUUCAAAUUUAUUGAAAUGACAUGGAGAUAAAUAUUUUUGUGAACAAUUCUAAGACCUUGAAAUGCUUUUAGCAGAGGUCACUGUAAGGAAGAAGCGAAAGACCUCUUGUUAAUCUUAUUUCCAGCCGCGGAGUCUCAAACACAUUCGUCAGUAUUUAAGCAUGCUGCUUGUAGUUGUGUUACCUGUGAUCGAGUUGUCAUGUACCACUUGUCUCUAUAAUAUA